CUCUGAGAGUCGGAGAAUCGUCCUGUGAGCUGCAAGUCAUCUGAAUUCCAGAGCACAGUGGACUGUUGCCUUUUUGUGCUUUUAUUUCUGAAUUUGAAGAAAACUGCUUUUCAACUAAGGCGUCCAGCUGCAUCUAUUCUGCCAUGAACAGAUGCUGUAAAUCUGCUGCCUGGAUCCUCACCUGCCUGCUGGCGUCGUUCUUACUGAUCGCAUUCACCUGCUUCCUUCCAACCGAAGACAUCAAACUCCAACAAAGAUCAGUUUCCACCACCAACACAAAUGCCCCAGUGACAACACAGUCUCAAGUGCGGCUGGUGAACGGCAGGAACCCGUGCGAGGGCCGUGUGGAGGUGCUCUUUAACAGCACGUGGGGGACGGUGUGCGAUGACGACUGGGACAUGGUGGACUCCAAUGUGGUGUGUCGGCUUCUGGACUGCGGUGUGGCCGUGGCUGUGGGGACCAGCUCCAGGUUCGGCCAGGGAUCCGGUCCCAUCCUGCUGGACAACGUGGACUGUAAAGGAGGAGAGAUGGACCUCAGUCAGUGCAGGAAUCAGGGAUGGGGUGUCCAUAACUGCUACCACUAUGAAGACGUGGCCGUCACCUGUAAAGGCAAUAAUGCCAUCGAACCCCGAGGCCUGGAGCCCACCACACCGUCCCGUCUGAUCUCUGCUUUAAGAGACGGGGCGGUGCGUCUGGCGGGGUCCGGGGACCGCUGUCAGGGCCGGGUGGAGAUCUACUAUCAGGGCAGCUGGGGGACGGUGUGUGAUGAUGAUUGGAGCAUGGUGGACGCUUCAGUCGUGUGUCAACAAGUCGGCUGCGGACAAGCUGUCGGCGCACCUUCAAAUUCCUACUUCGGCUACGGCACGGGACGGAUUUUGCUGGACAAUGUGAACUGUAACGGGCAGGAGGGAAGCCUGGCCACCUGUAACAGCCUCGGCUGGGGAGUACACAACUGUGGCCACCAUGAGGACGCCGGGGUCAUCUGCUCAGGUGCCAGUUCCACCAUGGUCCCGGUUAUCAACACCGAGACAAGAGGCAGAGAGUUCAUCUUUCCUGAAAGCACAGCAGGGACAGAAACAGCAGUGGCAGUAAGCCUUGUAACCGCAACUGAGACGGCCACUACAGCCUCAACAAUGAAAGAGAAGCCGAGCAUCCGUUUGGUGAAUGGCCUCAACAGCUGUCAGGGCCGAGUGGAAAUCCUCUACUUCACCGUCUGGGGAACGGUCUGUGAUGAUGACUGGGAUAUGGACAACGCUCAGGUGGUCUGCAGACAGAUGGGAUGCGGGCCGGCUAUCGCAGCCAAACCUCUGGCUCACUUCGGCUACGGCUCUGGUCCCAUACUGCUGGAUAACGUGGACUGCAGUGGCAGCGAGCAGAAGCUGUCCGACUGCUUCAAUCUGGGCUGGGGACAGCAUAACUGUGGCCAUUACGAAGACGCUGGAGUCAUCUGUGAGCCACUUACAGAGUAUAUGGUAGUCGGAAAAGACUUUGGCAUAUGGAUGACAGAGAAACCUACAAGAGCAACUACAACCACAUCACCAGCGGAGGGUACCAUCAGACUUGUAGGGGGCCUGAAUCACUGUGAGGGCCGUGUGGAGAUAUUCCUGAGAGGAGAAUGGGGAACCGUGUGUGAUGACGCUUGGGAUAUUGUGGAUGCGAAGGUGGUGUGCAGGCAGAUGGGCUGUGGGCUGCCUCGAGCCGCCCAGGUGAUGGCCUACUUCGGUCCCGGCCGUGGCACAAUCCAGAUGGACAAUCUGAAGUGCACAGGCAGAGAAGCUGCUCUCACUCAGUGCUCUCACAUAGCAUGGAACAUCCACAACUGUGACCAUUCAGAGGAUGCCAGCGUCACGUGUGAACUCUGACUCCGCCCACCACAGGCCACACCCACUGUAAGCCACGCCCACCACCCCCGCCCAGUGAACACAGUGGGAGAGGAAGAGGUUUCCAGGACUUGUAUGCAUUUUGUACAUAACGCCUCACGACAACCCUGAUGAAGAAAUGUUCAAGAUUAAAUAAUUACUAAUAAAUUAUCCUAAUAUUGUUAUAUAAAUAACUGUAAUAAAUAUUAUGAAUGAAAUUCUAAUUAUGCACUUUAUAAACUAUAAUAAUGUGGGUGAACAAGUAUGCUGAACAUAUUUUAAACUAUUGAUGGAAACCAAAGUUUUAGCCUGUCAUUUUGAUUGCAAGCACCAAAUUUAUUAUGCCAUACAAAAACUUGCGUACUGUACUCCUAGUACUUUUCCAAUUAUAAAAAGAAACACAACUUUUUUAUUUUACAUUUUUAAAGAUGGCUGUGUUGCAUGUCUUAAAUGUUAACAGUGUAUCUGAAUAUAUUUGCAUUUUGUGAAAUGAAAAAUAGCUUUCAUUAUUAUUUCAGAAAAAAAUUAUUGGGUUUGUUCAGAAA
Messenger RNA from Carassius gibelio (silver crucian carp), 2404 nucleotides. Its product is annotated as scavenger receptor cysteine-rich domain-containing group B protein-like. Gene Ontology annotation, cellular component: membrane. Bases 144 to 1862 code for a protein of 572 amino acids. The transcript is spliced from 12 exons. NCBI's taxonomy places the organism in Eukaryota, Metazoa, Chordata, Actinopteri, Cypriniformes, Cyprinidae. The record is from RefSeq and is a predicted model, not a curated record.